Messenger RNA from Coregonus sp. 'balchen', 15055 nucleotides. NCBI's taxonomy places the organism in Eukaryota, Metazoa, Chordata, Actinopteri, Salmoniformes, Salmonidae. The record is from the annotation of a GenBank genome assembly.
AUGCCGGAGCCUCAGCCUGGGUCGGACAGGGAGCGAUGGGAGGAAUACGGAAGUGUACAGGGAUGAAAUGCCUUCAUCAGCCCUUUUCUUUGGGAUGGGGGGAUGAGGGGAGGAAAGGGGGAUGGAGAGAUAGAGGGAGAAGAGGGGAGUGGAAGGAUGUUAAAGGGAAGUGUAAUCUUCCAAGUCAUAUCCUGUACUUUUCCUCAGGAUUUGGAAGAUUUAAAUGGUAGCUUUCCCUGCCUGGGUCAGGAGGAUUAUGUUACUGUGAUGUGAAUGGGGGCCGUGUAAUCUGGGGCUGUGACGUGAAUGGGGGCCGUGUAAUCUGGGGCUGUGACGUGAAUAGGGGCCGUGUAAUCUGGUGCUGUGAUGUGAAUGGAGGCCUUGUAAUCUGGUGCUGUGACGUGAAUGGAGGCCUUGCAAUCUGGUGCUGUGACGUGAAUGGAGGCCUUGCAAUCUGGUGCUGUGACGUGAAUGGAGGCCUUGCAAUCUGGUGCUGUGACGUGAAUGAGGGCCGUGUAAUCUGGUGCUGUGACGUGAAUGGGGGCAGUGUUGUCUUGUGCUGUGCGCCCCCUCUGGUAGGUUGAGGUACUACAGGGAGGAUGGGCGGUAGUGUGAGAAAGAUUGUCAGGGAAGGCCAGGGUUGUUGUGUAUUAGAUCUUCCUGCUUCAUGACUGGAGCCCAUGAGAAACAAGACCUAAAACCCAGACCAGACCAGAAGGUAAGGGGCGUGGGGGUGUCCUCCUCAUUUAAACCCAGUGUCCAUUCAUAUCACUGAAACUGUAGAAACAUCUGUCAUUGACUCAAGUUACAGUCCCUUGAAGGACAAUGAUGACAUCAUCUACCUAUUGCUCAUCUUUACAGUGCCAACAGGCAAUAAUAGUAAAAGCGAGAGUGAGACUCAGUGUAACAGAUGUACAGCGAAGACAAGAACACUAGUCUCGGCACCAGUGUAACGCUGCAACCUGGUCUCAGAGCAUUUCGUAUUAUUUUGUAUGUAAAUACGGGAUACUCCAUUUAGUAUGAUAUGUUACGUUUCGUAUGGUAUGUAUUAAUUUGUGGAUGUCCAUCAUCCAUUUCGUAUGAUAUGUUACAAAUUACAAUUAGUAGGAUAUGUUAGGUGUGGCAGUAGGUUGGAAGGCUGGAUGGAUAGAUCUGGGCACGCUCCCUGAGGGGCAGAGGCGGUCUUCACUCCCACUGACACAGCGCUCACCUACCACAUACACACACACACACACACACACACACUCACACAUUCACAGAGUCACAAACACAUACAAAAGUACCCAAUUGUCAUACCUGAGUAAAAGUGAAGAUACCUUAAUGGUAAUUGACUCAAGUACAAGUAAAGUCACCCAGUAAAAUACUACUUGAGUAAAAGUCUAAAAGUAUUUGGUUUUAAAUAUACGUAAGCGUCAAAAGUAAAUGAAAUUGCUAAAAUAUACCUAAGUAUCAAAAUUAAGAGUAAAAGUAUGAAUAGUUUCACAUUCCUUAUAUUAAGCAAACCAGAUGGCACUAUUUUCUUGUAUUUUUUAUUUACGGAUAGCCAGGGGCACACUCCAACACUCAGACAUCAUUUACAAAUGAACCAUUUGUGUUUAUUGAGUCCACCAGAUAGGAGGCAGUAGAGAUGACCAGGGAUGUUCUCUUGGUAAGUGUGUGAAUUGGACCAUUUUCCUGUCCUGCUAAGCAUUCGAAAUGUACCAAGUACUUUUGGGUGUCAGAGAAAAUGUAUGGAGUAAAAAGUACAUUAUUUUCUUUAGGAAUGUAGUGGACUAAAAGUAAAAGUAGUCAAAAAUAUAAAUCGUAAAGUAAAGUACAGAUACCCCCCGAAAAUACUUAAGUAGUGCUUAAAAUAAGUUUUACUUUAUACCACUGUUAGGUGCCAGGCGCACCGGUUUGAGUGUGUCAAGAACUGCAAAGCUGCUGGGUUUUUCACACUCAACAGUUUCCUGUGUGUAUCAAGAAUGGUCCACCACCCAAAGUACAUUCAGCCAACUUGACACAACUGUGGGAAGUAUUUUUUUAAUUUGUAUAUAAAUAUAUAUAUUUUAAUUCUAUAUUUUCUCGCAAAUAUAUAUACAGUGCCCUCCACUAUUAUUGGCACCCCUGUUUAAGAUGUGGUCGAGGACUUCCAAAAAUUCUCCUUUUUUUUUAAACAACAUAGAACCCAAAUGCAAAAAAAUAGAAAAAUCCAACCUUUUUUUAAGUACAUUACUUUGGUGGUAAAAAAAAAAUCACACAUUUAGAAAAAAAUCAAACUUGAAAUCAUGUGUCCCACAAUUAUUGGCACCCCUAACAAUUCCGCUGAAAAUUUUAAUUGAUUUUUAAAAAUAUAUAUUUUUCUGUAGUUGCUAAAGUUGGUCAGGGUAUCUAGGAACUUUUAAUUAGUAAUUCAUGACUUCCUGUUUCCCUGGGGUAUAAAUAUGACGUGACACCGAGGCCUAAUUCUCUUACCCAUUUGUCAACAUGGCAAAGACAAGAGAACACACCAUUCAAGUAAGGCAGAUUUGUGUCGACAUUCAUAAGUCAGGCAAUGGCUACAAGAAAAUAGCCACUCGCCUUAACUUGCCCGUAUCUACAGUCAGAGGAAUCAUUAAGAAGUUUAAAACAACUGGAACAGUGACAAACAAGGCUGGAAGAGGUCCCAAGUUUAUCUUGCCACAACGCACAGUGAGGAGGAUGGUAAGAGAAGUAAAAAAAAGUCCUAAGCUCACUGUCACAGAAUUGCAUCAAAGAGUGGCAUCUUGGGGUCACAAAGUCUCCAAAACAACCAUCAGACGCUCUCUACAUGCCAACAAGCUGUUUGGGAGGCAUGCAAGGAAAAAGCCUUUUCUCACUAACACUCACAAACGUAAACGUCUGGAGUUUGCUAAGCGGCACUGGGACUUCAACUGGGAUCGUGUGCUUUGGUCAGAUGAGACUAAGAUUGAGCUUUUUGGCAACAAACACUCUAAGUGGGUCUGGCGUAAAACAAAAGAUGAGUAUGCCGAAAAGCACCUCAUGCCCACCGUGAAGUAUGGUGGAGGAUCUGUGAUGCUGUGGGCCUGUUUCUCUUCCAAAGGCCCUGGGAACCUUGUUAGGGUGCAUGGCAUUAUGAACGCUUUGAACUACCAGGACAUUUUAAAUAAAAACCUGAUGGCCUCUGCCAGAAAGCUGAAGAUGGGUCGUCAUUGGGUCUUUCAGCAGGAUAAUGAUCCAAAACAUGUGGCAAAAUCUACACAAAAAUGGUUCAGCAGUCACAAACUCAAGGUCCUCCCAUGGCCAUCUCAGUCCCCAGACCUCAACCCAAUCGAAAACCUGUGGGGCGAGCUAAAGAGGAGAGUGCAUAAGAGAGGACCCAGGAUACUGGAUGAUCUAGAAAGAUUGUGCAAAGAAGAAUGGUCAAAGAUCCCUCUCUCUGUGUUCUCCAAUCUUGUGAAAUGUUAUAGGAGGAGAUUAAGUGCUGUCUUGUUGGCAAAAGGGGGUUGUACAAAGUAUUAACAUCAGGGGUGCCAAUAAUUGUGGGACACAUGAUUUCAAGUUUAUUUUUUUCUAAAUGUGUGAUUUUAUUUUUUUACACCAAAGUAAUGUACUUAAAUAAAAGGUUGGAUUUUUCUAUUUUUUUGCAUUUGGGUUCUAUGUUGUUUAAAAAAAAAGGAGAAUUUUUGGAAGUCCUCGACCACAUCUUAAACAGGGGUGCCAAUAAUUGUGGAGGGCACUGUAUAUAUACACACAUACACAUACACAUAUACACAUACAUACACACACAUAUAUAUACACAUACAUACAUAUAUACAGUGGGGAGUACAUAUGUAUUUAGUCAGCCACCAAUUGUGCAAGUUCUCCCAUUUAAAAAGAUGAGAGAGGCCUGUAAUUUUCAUCAUAGGUACACGUCAACUAUGACAGACAAAAUGAGAUUUUUUUUUCUCCAGAAAAUCACAUUGUAGGAUUUUUAUUGAAUUUAUUUGCAAAUUAUGGUGGAAAAUAAGUAUUUGGUCAAUAACAAAAGUUUCUCAAUACUUUGUUAUAUACCCUUUGUUGGCAAUGACACAGGUCAAACGUUUUCUGUAAGUCUUCACAAGGUUUUCACACACUGUUGCUGGUAUUUUGGCCCAUUCCUCCAUGCAGAUCUCCUCUAGAGCAGUGAUGUUUUGGGGCUGUCGCUGGGCAACACAGACUUUCAACUCCCUCCAAAGAUUUUCUAUGGGGUUGAGAUCUGGAGACUGGCUAGGCCACUCCAGGACCUUGAAAGGCUUCUUAUGAAGCCACUCCUUCGUUGCCCGGGCGGUGUGUUUGGGAUCAUUGUCAUGCUGAAAGACCCAGCCACGUUUCAUCUUCAAUGCCCUUGCUGAUGGAAGGAGGUUUUCACUCAAAAUCUCACGAUACAUGGCCCCAUUCAUUCUUUCCUUUACACGGAUCAGUCGUCCUGGUCCCUUUACAGAAAAACAGCCCCAAAGCAUGAUGUUUCCACCCCCAUGCUUCACAGUAGGUAUGGUGUUCUUUGGAUGCAACUCAGCAUUCUUUGUCCUCCAAACACGACGAGUUGAGUUUUUACCAAAAAGUUCUAUUUUGGUUUCAUCUGACCAUAUGACAUUCUCCCAAUCCUCUUCUGGAUCAUCCAAAUGCACUCUAGCAAACUUCAGAUGGGCCUGGACAUGUACUGGCUUAAGCAGGGGGACACAUCUGGCACUGCAGGAGUCCCUGGCGCCGUAGUGUGUUACUGAUGGUAGGCUUUGUUACUUUGGUCCCAGCUCUCUGCAGGUCAUUCACUAGGUCCCCCUGUGUGGUUCUGGGAUUUUUGCUCACUGUUCUUGUGAUCAUUUUGACCCUAUCUGUUCUGUUAGACCUUCUAUUUCCUUUGUUAGUGUGGACUCUUUUGACCUAAAUUGCUUUUGUUUUCGAGAUGAGUACUGAAUUGCAUGGCCUCUAAAGGCACAUUUAAAGGUGUCCCAUACAAUAAGGGGAUUUGCUGUACCUAUGUUAUGUCGGAAAAAAUCAGUUAUGAAUUCCUCUGUCCUAGUUAAAAACAAGUUAUCAUCCAAUAGGCUUUGAUUAAAUUUCCAAUAUCCUCGCCCACGUGGAAAUUCAGUAAGAGUAAUGUAUAUGCCAAUUAUAUGAUGGUCCGACCGCAUUCUGUCCCCUAUCAACACUUUUUAAAGUUUUGGUGCCAACGAGAAUGACAUAAGAAAGAAGUCAAGACGACUAGCUUGAUUGAGUCUCCGCCAUGUAUAUCUCACUAGAUCAGGAUAUUUAAGCCUCCAUAUAUCUACUAGUUCUAAUGUAUCCAUGACAUUCACGAUUUCCUUAAGAGCAUGAGGGUGAUUGUUUGUAGUGUGAUUUCCUUUACGGUCCAUUGAGCUAUUUAAAACGGUAUUAUAAUCUCCCACCAUAAUAAUAGAGUCUUGAAUUGCUUGCAGAGUUGAUCAUUUAUUAUAUAUAUUGUCAAAGAAGUGUGGAUCAUCAUUAUUUGGUCCGUAAAGGUUAAUGAGCCACAUCUGUUUAUGGUCCAAUAACAUAUUUAAAAUAAUCCAUCUACCUUGCGUAUCUGUUUGGACAAUUUGCAUUUGGAUUAAAAUUACUGUUAAUUAAUAUCAUCACCACUUUUGAGUUUCUUUGCCCAUGGGAGAAGUAUAUUUCGCCCCCCCCAUUCCUUUUUCCACGCAACUUCAUCUACAAUUGUUGAAUGAGUUUCCUGUAAACAAUAGAUAUUAUAUUCCUUCUCUUGGAGCCAUGUAAAUAUUGUUCUUCUUUUGUUAUUAUCUGCUAAGCCAUUACAAUUAUAACUGGCUAUACUUAUUUCACCACAUACCAUAAUGGGAUACAAGUUUCAAAUCUAUUUAUCAAUAAAAAAUACCAUAGCGAUUGACUGUCCAUAUAGCUGUACCAUGAUAUUUGCAUUGCUACUAAGUAACCCUCCAAUUGUUCUCCACUAAUUCCCCCGCUAAAGCCCCUCCCCAUCCCAAGUUGGGCCGUCAUCCCAGUGAUCAGCAUACCACCCCCGUCCCCCCGAAUCACUAGGCCCCCGAGAGGCCAGGACCCAUCCAUCGAAAACAGCACACAGUGCCACCCACAAAACAGAAGCAGGUCAACCGCCAAAAGCAUUUCCAAUGCUCUCACCUCAAUAUAUAUAUAUAUAUAUCUAUUUAAAAAUGUAUAUCCAUUCAAAUAUCUUGCAUAUCUUAUUUUCCAUCAUUAUCAAUUAAUAUGCGUAAUAAUGUUGGCAGUUUAUGCGUAGGAUUUUAACCUAUAACCCGGAUUGCCAUUGUAUUACAUUACAUUUUUGACAAGCAAUUAUUAUUUUAGCAAACAAUUAUUGUGGUUCAUCCUAUAUUCUCCCUAACAUCCUUACCCCCUUGCAACAGAUGUGGGAUAAACACACACGCACAUACUCCAACACACUCAACCCCUUUCCUCCACAAUCAACCAUAAGAUCAGAUGCUCAACGGUUGUUACAUCCCAGAGCCCAACUCAAGAAAGGACCUGAUUUACGAAUGCAUAUACAGUUACAGCUGUUUGAGAAAGCACGCAAGAUUGAGGAAAAAUUGACAACAAUGUGAGAUUUGAUUAAUCUAUUUCAUCUAUGUCAAGUCCUAGGUGCUGGAGAUCAGAUCCACCCUCUUCACCUGAGACACUCUGGUACCCCGUUGUAACCAUUUUUCCCAAGCAUCUCCGUGCAGUCAGACCUUUGAUUAUUUUGUGCCGCUUGGGCCACAAUAAUAAGCCCCCUCUCUGAUUGUCCGAGUGUGACCCCCUCCCCAUGGGUUACUGCAGCCAGUGUUGCCAGCACUGCCACUACCUGGGUGGGGGUACAAGGUCGUCAAGGUUCUCAUUAGCAGCUUUGAGAAUUUCCUUGUAUAUUAUGCUCUCCCAUCAGGGGGCUCUGGCUUUGUAGGACCAACCCUGCCAGGCAGACUCAGAAUCUUGAGGGGGUGGUGCUGCUCAAGUAGGUCUCUGACCGCAUUUAUUUUUCUGUUUAGGCUGCAUAUAGGCAACUCACAGCAGGUCCAUAAAACAGAUGGGGACUUCUCUUUGGUGUAUGGGUCACUCAGGUGGGUGUCUAGGAUAUAGGGUUGGGGAUCGUUCCAUCAUGAUAGGACAAUAAAAAAAUAGAUUAGAUGUAUACUAUAUUUUAAAAUGUAUAUCCCUCAUCUGCACAAAAUUGAAAGCUCUCUCUCACAACCCCUGCCCACAGACACACGUUGGUUCUGGGAUAUGCAACCAUUUCCUUUCUCAAUCACUUAACUGUGGGAAGUAUUGGAGUCAACAUGGGCCUGCAACCCUGUGGAAUGCUAUUGACACCUUGUAGAGUCCAUGCCCAGACGAAUUGAGACUGUGGGCAAACAGGGGGUGCAACUCAAUAUUAGGAAGGUGUUCCUAAUGUUUUGAACACUCAGUGGAGAAAAUUUAGAUUCUAAACAGAUAUCCACACAUACAAUCCGGAUCGACGGACAAAUUGUUACGGAUUAUAAAUAUGCCUUCAGUAACAGGAUUUUCGGAAACAAGUACCACCUAGGAUGCCCAAGCGCGGCGUCCUUUAUAGGGCUACUUGGUAUUGUUAUGUUAUUAGGAUCCCCAUUAGCUGUUGCAAAAGCAGCAGCUACUCUUCCUGGGGUCCACACAACUACAAAUACAGAACAUUAAUAGACAAAAACAGCUCAAGGACAGAAAUACAUACAUUUUAAAAUGGCACACAUAGGCUACAUAUCAAUACAUACACACAAAAUAUCUAGAUCAAAUGGGGGAGAGGCGUUGUGACGUGAGGUGUUGCUUCACCAGUUUUUUGAAACCAGGUUUGUUGUUCAUUUGAGCAAUAUGAGGCGGAAGGGAGUUCCAAGCAAUAAUGGCUCUAUAUAAUAAUGUACGCUUUCUUGAAUUUGUUCUGAAUUUGGGGACUGUGAAAAGACCCCUGGUGGCAUGUCUGGUGUGGUAAGUGUGUGUGUCAGAGCUGUGUGUAAGUUGACUAUGUAAAUAAUUUGGAAUUUUCAACACAUUAAUGUUUCUUAUAAAAAGAAAUGAUGCAGUCAGUCUCUCCUCAACUGUUUGCACCCUAUUCCCUACAUAUUACCCUACGUUUGACCUGGGCUGUGGUCAAAAGUAGUGCACUAGGGAAUAGGGUGCCAUUUGGGGUACACGUCAUUGAUGCAAAGCCAGUUCCCGUUGGCUUGCACUGGGCUGAUUAAACCCAUUGACUGGUCUGUCAGAGAUGUGGAGGGAUAGCCCACUGCAGUCAACAACACACUGAAACACACAUAUCUUCCUUUCCUCUUCUCCACCUUCUCCUCUUCCUUCCCUCUCAACCUCUCCACCCCAUCAUCAUCAGCUCCUCCUUUCUGCUAUAUUCUUCACAUUUCCUCAUCUCCCCCUCUAUUUCUCUCCUCCUCUCCAUCUCUCCUCCUCAUCUCCUCACAUGGCUAAUGGCUUGAAAAACACCAGAUAUACACGGUAGAGUUCAGUAAACUUUCCUCCAUUUUGUAGCCAAACAUUCUAUGACAAUAACAUUUUGAUUGGAAUCCUUACUAGAAUAUCCAAACUAGAAUCCUAACUCACUUGGAACAUUCGGUGUACCCAUGGGGUUCCAUUGACAUUCCAAUCCUUAGGUGCCCCCCCCCCUCCCUACAGAUGACAUUACCCCUGUAUAACAGCCCCCAUCAGAACUACAGAUGAUAUUACCCCUGUAUAACAGCCCCCAUCAGAACUACAGAUGAUAUUACCCCUGUAUAACAGCCCCCAUCAGAACUACAGAUGAUAUUACCCCUGUAUAACAGCCCCCAUCAGAACUACAGAUGAUAUUACCCCUGUAUAAGAGUUACCUUUCCAAAACGGAGAUGUAUGGAUAAACCACUUCUCCAAUCUUUUUGGCUCUAUAACAAAGAACAAACAGCAAAAACAUAUACAUGAUCAAUUACAAAUCUUAGAAUCAGCUAUUAAAGACUACCAGAACACACUGGAUUCUCCAAUUACAUUGAAUGAACUACAGGACAAAAUACAAACCCUCCAACCCAAAAAAGCCUGUGGUGUUUAUAGUGUCCUAAAUGAAAGGAUAGAAAAUACAGACCACAAAUUCCAAUUGGCUGUACUUAAACACUUUAACAUCAUCCUCAGCUCUGGCAUCUUCCCCAAUAUUUGGAACCAAGGACUGAUCACCCCAUUAACUACCAUGGGAAAUGCGUCAUAAGCAACCUUGGGAAAAUCCUCUGCAUUAUCAUUAACAGGAGACUUGUACAUUUCCUCAGUGAAAACAAUGUAUUGAGCAAAUGUCAAAUUGACUUUUUACCAAAUUACCAUACGACAGACCACGUAUUCACCCUGCACACCCUAAUUCACAAACAAACAAUCCAAAACAAAGGCAAAGUUUUCUCAUGCUUUGUUGAUUUCAAAAAAGCUUUUGACUCAAUUUGGCAUGAGGGUCUGCUAUACAAAAUGAUGGAAAGCGGUGUUGAGGGAAACAUAUGACAUUAUCAUAUUUUUCCGUAGUGUAUUUCUGUAUUGUUUUAGUGAUUCACCAUAGUGAAGGUGUAUGCUCAGGUUUUCUGGGUAUCUAUGUUUUUGCUUGGAUAGGUUUCUCAAUUUCUUUCUUAGGUUUUUGCAUUCUUCAUCAAACCAUUUGUCAUUGUUGUUCAUUUUCUUAGGUUGUCUGCUUGAAAUGUUUAGAUUUGAUAGGGAAGCUAAGGGGUGAAAUAUACUGUUUAGGUUUUCUACUGCCAAGUUUACACCUUCAUUAUUACAUUGAAACGUUUUGUCCAGGAAGUUGUCUAAAAGGGAUGACAUUUGUUCUUGCCUAAUAGUUUGGUCAUCAAAGGGGUCAGUCACGGUCAGUUUGUGGUCUAUAGAUCUGCCUGAGAAUGUUUCCCCAGACUGUCUGUAUAACCCUUGACCUCUAUGGUUGAUAAUGUUAGGUCUUUUCAAAUCCAUUUGAUCCAUGAGGUGUGUCUAUCCAUUGUGUGGUAUGUGCCUGGACCCAGCCACCUGUAGAUUACUGUAUAUAAAGCACACUUCCUGCACAUGCAUUAAUGUAUGGAGCAACCUCAUGAAGAGAGUGUACCGCCUGUAUUGAGCAACCUCAUUAAGAGAGUGUACCGCCUGUAUUGAGCAACCUCAUUAAGAGAGUGUACCGCCUGUAUUGAGCAACCUCAUUAAGAGAGUGUACCGCCUGUAUGGAGCAACCUCAUUAAGAGAGUGUACCGCCUGUAUUGAGCAACCUCAUUAAGAGAGUGUACCGCCUGUAUUGAGCAACCUCAUUAAGAGAGUGUACCGCCUGUAUUGAGCAACCUCAUUAAGAGAGUGUACCGCCUGUAUUGAGCAACCUCAUUAAGAGAGUGUACCGCCUGUAUUGAGCAACCUCAUUAAGAGAGUGUACCGCCUGUAUUGAGCAACCUCAUUAAGAGAGUGUACCGCCUGUAUUGAGCAACCUCAUUAAGAGAGUGUACCGCCUGUAUUGAGCAACCUCAUUAAGAGAGUGUACUGCCUGUAUUGAGCAACCUCAUUAAGAGAGUGUACCGCCUGUAUUGAGCAACCUCAUUAAGAGAGUGUACCGCCUGUAUUGAGCAACCUCAUUAAGAGAGUGUACUGCCUGUAUGGAGCAACCUCAUUAAGAGAGUGUACCGCCUGUAUUGAGCAACCUCAUUAAGAGAGUGUACACACCACCUUUCCCAACCUCCAUGCUGACUAAUACUCACACCAAUCUGAUCCAUCUACAUGUGUUUUCUUUAAAACCAGCCCCAUUGUUCUACCUGUAAACACUGGCCUGUUGUCUUCCAUACUGAUCCCACCUGCUGGGAUCCUCAGGCAUGUUCUAUCAGACUCUUCAUUAAAAUGCCUUUUUACUAUUGACAGGCGGGCCUUGCAUUUCCAAUCACCUUCAGCUGUGUGUAUGAGAGACAAUGCAUUAACCUGUCAACCGAGCCACAGAGGGAAGGGGUAGUUGUCUAUUUGGCCCUUGACAGAGAGUACACAGUGGCAGAAUACCUGACCACUGUGACUGACCCAAAAUUAAGGAAAGUUUUGACUAUGUACAGAUUCAGUGAGCAUAGCCUUGCUAUUGAGAGAGGCCGCCGUAGGCAGAGGAGGAGAGUAAGGAGGAGGACAGCAUAUGUGGGAACUCCUUCAAGACUGUUGGAAAAGCAUUCCAGGUGAAGCUGUUUGAAAGAAUGCCAAGAGUGUGUAAAGCUAUCAUCAAGGCAAAGGGUGGAAACUUUGAAGAAUCUCAAAUAUAAAAUAUAUUUUGAUUUGUUUAACACUUUUUUGGUUACUACAUGAUUCCAUAUGUGUUAUAUCAUAGUUUUGAUGUCUUCACUAUUAUUCUACAAUGUAGAAAAUAGUAAAAAUAAAGAAAAACCCUUGAAUGAGUAGGUGUGUCCAAACUUUUGACUGGUGCCGUACAUAUACAGUGAGGAGAACAAGUAUUUGAUACACUGCCGAUUUUGCAGGUUUUCCUACUUACAAAGCAUGUAGAGGUCUGUAAUUUUUAUCAUAGGUACACUUCAACUGUGAGAGACAAAAAUCCAGAAAAUCACAUUGUAUGAUUUUUAAGUAAUUAAUUUGCAUUGUAUUGCAUGAUAUAAGUAUUUGAUCACCUACCAACCAGUAAGAAUUCCGGCUCUCACAGACCUGUUAGUUUUUCUUUAAGAAGCCCUCCUGUUCUCCACUCAUUACCUGUAUUAACUGCACCUGUUUGAACUCGUUACCUGUAUAAAAGACACCUGUCCACACACUCAAUCAAACAGACUCCAACCUCUCCACAAUGGCCAAGACCAGAGAGCUGUGUAAGGACAUCAGGGAUAAAAUUGUAGACCUGCACAAGGCUGGGAUGGGCUACAGGACAAUAGGCAAGCAGCUUGGUGAGAAGGCAACAACUGUUGGCGCAAUUAUUAGAAAAUGGAAGAAGUUCAAGAUGACGGUCAAUCACCCUCGGUCUGGGGCUCCAUGCAAGAUCUCACCUCGUGGGGCAUCAAUGAUCAUAAGGAAGGUGAGGGAUCAGCCCAGAACUACACGGCAGGACCUGGUCAAUGACCUGAAGAGAGCUGGGACCAAAGUCUCAAAGAAAACCAUUAGUAUCACACUACGCCGUCAUGGAUUAAAAUCCUGCAGCACACGCAAGGUCCCCCUGCUCAAGCCAGCGCAUGUCCAGGCCCGUCUGAAGUUUGCCAAUGACCAUCUGGAUGAUCCAGAGGAGGAAUGGGAGAAGGUCAUGUGGUCUGAUGAGACAAAAAUAGAGCUUUUUGGUCUAAACUCCACUCGCCGUGUUUGGAGGAAGAAGAAGGAUGAGUACAACCCCAAGAACACCAUCCCAACCAUGAAGCAUGGAGGUGGAAACAUCAUUCUUUGGGGAUGCUUUUCUGCAAAGGGGACAGGACGACUGCACCGUAUUGAGGGGAGGAUGGAUGAGGCCAUGUAUCGCGAGAUCUUGGCCAAGAACCUCCUUCCCUCAGUAAGAGCAUUGAAGAUGGGUCGUGGCUGGGUCUUCCAGCAUGACAACGACCCGAAACACACAGCCAGGGCAACUAAGGAGUGGCUCCGUAAGAAGCAUCUCAAGGUCCUGGAGUGGCCUAGCCAGUCUCCAGACCUGAACCCAAUAGUAAAUCUUUGGAGGGAGCUGAAAGUCCGUAUUCCCCAGCGACAGCCCCGAAACCUGAAGGAUCUGGAGAAGGUCUGUAUGGAGGAGUGGGCCAAAAUCCCUGCUGCAGUGUGUGCAAACCUGGUCAAGACCUACAGGAAACGUAUGAUCUCUGUAAUUGCAAACAAAGGUUUCUGUACCAAAUAUUAAGUUCUGCUUUUCUGAUGUAUCAAAUACUUAUGUCAUGCAAUAAAAUGCAAAUUAAUUGCUUAAAAAUCAUACAAUGUAAUUUUCUGGACAGUUGAAGUGUACCUAUGAUAAAAAUUACAUACCUCUACAUGCUUUGUAAGUAGGAAAACCUGCAAAAUCAGCAGUGUAUCAAAUACUUGUUCUCCCCACUGUAUAUGUUAUGCAUAUCAAAAUCUAUAUAAACUUUAAAUCUGUGAAACUUUUAAGUUCUGUGAAUAUAAUAUCAGAAUAAUUCAACAGUAUCUAUCAGGGUUGGAGUCAAUUCCAUUUCAAUUCCAUUUCAAUUCCAGUCAAUUCAGAAAGUAAACCAAAUUAUAAUUCCAUAUUUUCUUCAUUAAAAAGCUUUGGAAGAGACUUGGAAUUGCAUUGUACUUUUUGAAUUGACUGGAAUUGACCCCAAACCUGUGUACAAAAUACAUCAGUCAUGUUUCAUGAUAGAACAUACACUCACCGUAUCUCAUUGUCACAUUACCAUCCCAUUUACAAUGAAAUCUUCUUUACUCUUUUAAGAACACUGGUGUGUCUUUACCUUGUAUGACCGACUGAAAGUCUUCCCACACUGGGAGCAGUGGAAUGGCCUCUCUCCUGUGUGAGUGAGCUGGUGUGUUCUGAGAUUACCCUCUAAACUGAAACUCUUCCCACACUGGGAGCAGUGAAACGGCUUCUCUCCUGUGUGAGUGCGCUAGUGUGUCUUUAACUCUCCUGACUGACUGAAACACUUCACACUGGGAGCAGUGGAAGGGCUUCUCUCCUGUGUGAGUGAGCUGGUGUCUGAUGAGAUUUCUCCCUGUAGUGAAGCUCUUCCCACACUGAGAUCAGCUGUGUGGUCGUGGCUUGUCCGUCUCUCUCUGUUUCCUGGUGGGAGCUGGGUUGGAGGAACCUGAGGUGGUUCCAUGGUGUUGUGAGCUGCUGGAGGACAUGAGAUUCUCUGAUCUGAUCUCCUCACUCCUCAAAAGCCUGACAUACUCAACAUGGUGACAUCUCUUUAUGUGCUUGUGGAGGAAGAUCUGAGAGGUGAAGGAGAACGGACAGCCAAAGCACGAGAAGAUCUGGAAAGACUCAACGUUCACGUGUGUGUGUGUGUGUGUGUGUGUGUGUGUGUGUGUGUGUGUGUGUGUGUGUGUGUGUGUGUGUGUGUGUGUGUUUGAGAGCGAGAGCGAGAGCGAGAGCGAGAACAGAAUGGUUAAGAAGGGAAAUCACAACAAACACAAUCAUUUACAACAUACAGUACACAAACACACACACACACACACACACACACAUACAAACAAACAAACAAACACACACACACACACACACACACACACACACAUACACAUACAGAUACACACACACAAACAUACACACACACACACACACACACACAAACAAACAAACAAAUACACACACACACACACACACACACACACACACAUACACAUACACAUACAGAUACACACACACAAACAUACACACACACACACACACACACAAACAAACAAACAAAUACACACACAAACAUACACAUACAGAUACACACACACAAACACACACACACACACACACACAUACACAUACAGAUACACACACACAAACAUACACACACACACACACACAAACAAACAAACAAAUACACACACAAACACACACACACACAUAAACACACACCUGAAUUAAUAGCAACAGCUGGGAGAAUGGGAUGUAGUGUAACAGAUAAGGACAUACACUGACAUUGGGUUAUGUUGAAUGUGAAAUGAAUAGGACAUAACAUAUGGUCCGUAAUGACCAUAUGCUUCAUUAGAAGUCGUCUGGGAGAUGUGCUGCAUGUGAAUGUACCAACAGGGCCUUGUUGUAAAGAUCAUUUUUAAUUUUAUAUGCUAGGGUCAGAGUCCAUUCCAUUUUAGGAGAUGCAUUGAAACUUCAAUUCCAUUUUAAAAAAAUGUAUUUUCAAUAGGAAUUUAUCAAUUCCGGAUAUAUUUCUUGAAUUGACAUAAAACGAUUUAACUAACUAACUAACCACUGCCUCUAGUCUCCUGUGUCCAGCUCAAAGUGUAUGAGGAUGACUUUAGGAAGGAGCGGUCAGACAAGCAGCGUCCACUGAUGAAAAGUCCAGCUCUGGUCAAACAGCCUGUCCUGGUCCAUCGCUGUAAUAAUGAGCAGCAGCCUGCAGGGGGAGACAGAGAGAGGAGCAGAGAGAGGAGCAGAGAGUUGCUCACCAGUACACCACAACCAGACCACCACUACCCGCUGUGCCCCAAACACCGUGAGAGGAGGAACACUGAAGUGUCCCCAUGA